AUGAAAAAUCAUCUUGCUGGAACCCAUAUCCAAGUUAAGCCAUGUAGUCAAGUUCCCGAAGAUGUUAAGAUGAAAUUUCAAGAGUUGUUGGAAGCAAAGAAAGUUAAUAAGGAUGAUGAUGAUGAUGAUGAUAUGGUUGAUAUUUUUAAACAGCAAGAUGUUAAUCCAAAUACGGGUAAAAUUGAUAGUUUUCUUAGUAAGGGAAAAAAAGGAAGUGGUUCUAACUCUAAGCAAAGAACUUUAAAUGAAGUUGUGAAGGAUAGGGAAAAGGGAAGGGGAUUGAAACCUCCUACUUGUCAUGAAGUAAGAGUUUCUUAUUUGAAGAGAGAGGUUGAUCUUGUGGGAGAAAAACUUGGAAAGUAUAAAAAUGAGUGGAAAAAGAAUGGUUGCACAUUAAUGUCAGAUGGGUGGACGGAUGGAAAGGGUAGAUCAUUGAAGGAGAUAGGAGAAGAGCAUGUUGUACAAGUGGUAACUGAUGGAGCAUCCAAUUAUGUAGCUAUCGGUAGAAUGUUAGAAAAGAAAAGGAGAAAGCCAUUUUGGUCUCCUUGUGCGGCUCAUUGUCUUGACUUGAUUCUUGAGGAUAUUGGAAAGAUUACGGUAUUCUAUGACACCAUUGCAAAAGCCGAGCAAGUCAUAAGUUUCAUUUAUAGGCAUACAUGGGUGCUUAAUUUAUAUAGAAAAUUUUCAAAGGAUAAAGAGCUAGCACGACCUGCAGUAACAAGAUUUGCAACGUCUUUUCUCACAUUGAGUUGCAUUAUGGAUAGUAAACUAGCUCUUAGGUCCAUGUUUGCAUCAGAAGAAUGGGCAAAUAGUACACAUGCUACUACAGUUAAGGGGAAAAAAGUGGUGGAUAUUAUCUUGAGUGAUACAAGAUUUUGGAAAUCCAUCCAAUUUGCCUUGAAAUGUGUGGAUCCACUAGUGGAGGUUUUGAGGCUUGUAGAUGGUGAUGUGAAACCAGCAAUACGAUACAUAUAUGAAGCCAUGAGAAGAGCAAAGAAUCAAAUUGCAAAGAAUUUCAACAAUGUGGAGCAUCGAUAUAGAGAAAUAUGGAAGAUAAUUGACACUCAUUGGGAUUUUCAACUUCAUAAGCCAUUUCAUGCAACGGCAUACUACCUUAAUCCUAAGUACCAUUAUGAUCCAAACUUCAAUCCGGACAAAGAAGUUAAACUUGUAAUUGAGAAGAUGUAUCUCGAUGUGGAAACAAGAGUUGAAGUUGAUGCUCAACUUGACAAGUUUAAAAGAGGAGUAGGAUUAUUUGGAAUGGAUAUGACCAUAAUAACAAGAGACAAAAAACAACCGGAAAUGGGGCAAAAGCUUAGAGAGGAGAAAGGAGAGGCAUAUGAUCCAAUAUGUUUAUUGGACAUAGAAUCUAAUGAUGAGUGGAUUAUGGAAAAAGAAGAUCCUUGCUUGACGGAUGAUAAUUCAUGGAUGGAUGUUCAAGAAUGCUUCAACAUAGAUGAAGGUGCUCCUAAUGAUAAAAGAGCCAGAGACCAAGGAACUUGA
Molecule: messenger RNA, 1503 nt
Organism: Pistacia vera
Lineage: Eukaryota; Viridiplantae; Streptophyta; Magnoliopsida; Sapindales; Anacardiaceae
Exons: 6
Coding region: 1-1503 (500 amino acids)
Source: RefSeq, a predicted model, not a curated record